Molecule: messenger RNA, 1832 nt
Organism: Temnothorax curvispinosus
Lineage: Eukaryota; Metazoa; Arthropoda; Insecta; Hymenoptera; Formicidae
Gene: Fkbp12
Product: peptidyl-prolyl cis-trans isomerase FKBP1A
Exons: 5
Coding region: 813-1142 (109 amino acids)
Molecular function (GO): peptidyl-prolyl cis-trans isomerase activity
Source: RefSeq, a predicted model, not a curated record
AUUCUUCCAUUCUUACCGAUAUCGAGUCGGAAAUAUUGGAUUCUCGUGCGGGUAAUUUUCACAUAAAACAUUUGAUAUCUAUCAUUCGAUUGUAAGAAAGAUUUAACGAGUGGCUUUUCCCAGAUUUCUCGGAAAGAUGUGAGUUUUCCUCUUUUCCUCUUACAAUCUUCUCUCCUGUAAGAUACACAUGCUUGCCUCGUGCGCAUCGUUUUUCUAUCAUCACGAAGAGAGAUGCUGCGGACGGGAUUUGCUGGCGUAGCAAACAAAACGAUCGCGGAUACUUUUAAUGCGAGGAUCGGCGCGAGAGCGUCAUAUGCGACCUUUUGACAAUUCUUUCAGUAUUCGCAAAUAUUGCUGCGUGUGCAAAACGUGAUUUAAUUCAGUUCAACGUGGAGUCACGUCGAGAGCCACGGUUGAGGCCUAGGGGGAAUGUGUAAUAUUUAACAUCAUGGAGAGCCAUUCACUGGAACAAUCACUCGAGCGUCAAUAUAUAAUAUGAAUUUACACCGAAUGGCGAACCACGUCACCUUCCGGCCUGCAUAUUCGGCGUACAUAUUCCUGCGCGUCGGACGGUACUCUAGGUGAUUUCGUGCGCUCAGCCUGUAUUCAUUGAACGGCGUAGUGGAGCGGUGUCGUUUCUCGAGGCGCCGCGAAUAGUUCCUUUCUACGGUGAGUUUGGCUUCGCCCGACCCAGGCUCCUCCGACGUGAAUCGACCUCGACGAGUCUCGACGAUCUUCUUCGCGCGCACACCUCGCCAUCCCGAGGGGAGAACCUUCCGCCUUUCGACGCCGAGAAAGAGGAGCACGUAGCCAUGGGCGUGGAUGUCGAAGUUUUGAGUCCUGGAGACGGUCAGACCUACCCAAAGGCCGGGCAGACAGUGGUCGUGCAUUAUACAGGUACCCUCGCCAAUGGGAAGAAAUUUGACUCCAGCAGGGACCGCGGCAUACCGUUCAAGUUCAAAAUCGGAAAGGGCGAAGUAAUUAAAGGCUGGGACCAAGGAGUCGCGCAAAUGUGCGUCGGCCAGCGGGCCAGGUUAACCUGCUCUCCAGACUUCGCUUACGGUAGCCGAGGUCAUCCUGGAAUUAUCCCACCAAAUGCCGUUCUCAUCUUCGAUGUGGAGCUGCUGAAGGUGGAGCCUUGAAAUACCUCUUAGAGUGUACCAAACUUGACCAAACGCAUUUCAAUACGAGAAAGAAAAAGGAAAAAAAAAAACAGAAACGCAUCAAAUUAUGUUAAGUAGUCGUCGCACGAAUGGCACAUCCUACUCUAAUGCCUUAAUUCAAUCGCUCGUACAUUAUAAAAGCUAUAUUUGCGAUCUUCGCGAAGUAAUAUAUAAAACGUUGAGAACGUUUCUCCGAUCUCGCGUAGAAACGACGUGCAAUUUAUACAAUGUAUAAAUUGCCGAUCAAUAAUAUUCGAACAUUGUCGCAUAGUUAGAACUGUAAGGUAUAUUAAUGUGUAGUUUGAUUACCUGCUCUCCAAGAGAUGCUACUUAAUUUGUGUACUUGAUUUGUGACCGACUAACCGUGUUCCUAUGAUGAGCGGUUGAAUAAAGGGACCCUCCAGAUAUAUCUCUGCGAAAUAUGUAACCUGUGUUCAUUCCAUUUACAUACGUAUUUGGUGAUCCUUCGAGUAUUUUGUACAAAGAUUCAAUAAAGGAAAGAACAAUUGGUGAUGUAAAACACUACAUAGAACAAAGUACAAUAAAAAAGUUGCUCUGCUCCCUAAAAAAAAUGUAUAAAUCUUCUUUCUCAUACAUAUGAUUAUACGAACUGGAGAUAAAUGUAAGAAGGAUAAGCAUUGCAAUAUAAUAAAUCUUUUUCCAGGUUAA